Dermacentor andersoni is the source of this 1197-nucleotide messenger RNA. The record is from RefSeq and is a predicted model, not a curated record. NCBI's taxonomy places the organism in Eukaryota, Metazoa, Arthropoda, Arachnida, Ixodida, Ixodidae.
UCUAAGCGCAUUAUAGUUCCAUUCCUCCGCUACGGCCAAGUGGACUGCAAUUAGUAAACAGUUUCCAAUGAACUACAGAGCUGUUCAUGGCGUUGCAUUCAUUGCUAGAAAAUACUGACGUUACUUUUUUUUUUCAGUCGCAGUUAAUUGCAGACUUUGGUUAUCCCGUGCAAGAGUACACUGUGACGACAGAAGACUUGUACGACAUCAUGAUACAAAGGAUACCACACGGACGCGUACCGGAAGCGGGACAAAGGGAAGGAAAACCUGUCGCCUUCCUGAUGACUGGGGUUCUAAGUAGCAGUGCAGACUUCGUCGUAAAUAUGCCAGAUCAGAGCCUAGGAUUCAUCUUAGCGGACCACGGCUUUGAUGUGUGGUUGGGCAACGUAAGAGGCAACAGCUACUCAAAACACCGCAUCCUCAAAAGGUGGCAGCCUAAAUUCUGGGAUUUCAGCUUCGAUGAAAUGAUCCAGUACGAUCUGCCGGCACAAAUAGACGCGAUUCUGGCCGUGACGAAGAUGAAUUCGCUGCUCUACGUGGGGUGGUCUCAAGGGACCAUAAUAAUGUUCGGCUUGCUUGCGACGAAACCGGAUUACAACGAGAAGGUAAGCCUCGGAAUUUCGUUGACGUGGCCGAUGAGAACAGCUCCCAUAAUAAAGGCCAAUCAAUUUCAGAAAUUCGAUUGGGGUUUACUGAAGAACAAGAUAAAAUAUGGUCAGGCGAAACCUCCGCAGUACGACCUUAGCAAAGUCACGGCACCAGUGGCCCUCUACUGGAGCGAAGGAGACGCCCUGGUCGGUCCAGAAGACGUGACGCACCUCAAAAUGCUGCUGCCCAACGUGGUGCUCAGUUACAAGGUGCCCGUGCCCGGCUUCACGCACGUGGACUUUGCGUGGAGCAUCAAUGCCAAGAACCACCUCUACAAGGCGGUUUUGUACAUGAUGAUGACUGCACAGAUGCAACCGCCUAUCCACCCAUCAUCUAAUGCCUGAGAGAGGGCAUCGCCGAUGGAGCGUUGAAAGAGAACCGAAAGCUGGGCGAGUUGCUAAUUAAUAAUUGUUAAACUGCAUUAGCGUGCCAAAGCCGAACGACACAGGAAGUUAAUAAAGAGGCGCUGAAUAUACCAAUUCAGUUUCUUUUCUUUUUUUAUCAAGACACGUAUACGUAUAAUACAGCAAUCUACAAUUCGCAUGCGCA